Molecule: messenger RNA, 1267 nt
Organism: Cydia amplana
Lineage: Eukaryota; Metazoa; Arthropoda; Insecta; Lepidoptera; Tortricidae
Exons: 6
Coding region: 183-1226 (347 amino acids)
Source: RefSeq, a predicted model, not a curated record
UCACUAGAGAUCCUUGGCUUAGACAGAAAAGGUCAAGGGCUAUCCAAUCUACUGGUAUUGCAAUUUAGUAAACAUCCUGUAUCUAAUGAAUAGAGAUAACAAAAUAAAUAUUUAAAGGAAACCUGCAAAUGGUUACAGAUAGGACGUUGUUUAUAAAUUUUAAUUAAUUAUUUAUAUUAAAUAUGAAUUCAUUUUCAAAUACAAUAUACAUUAUUUCGAUUUUUUGUAUCAGCUUGGUACUGGCGAGUACUUUGCGGACUUCAAAACGAAUAGAAAAGUGUUCUAAAACAAUAUGUCCGUUGGUGAAAGCCACCAUUUGCGUGAAAGUAAAGGACCAAAAUACUCCGAGGCGUUACGUCAUGAUGUCUAAAUGCGAGCUGAAACUUCUCAAAUGUUAUGGAGAUGUAACCACAACAGUAGUACCUGGAAAAUACUGCAACGCACUUAGGCAAGGGGACCUUUCACCUGGAAAGAAGGAAGACCCUGUUAACGAUUCCAGCUCAUCGAAGGAUUCUGUUAAUGACUCCGAUCCGAAAGACCGUGUAGAUCAGGAAGAUCCUGUUAAUGACUCUGAUCCGAAAGACCCUGUAGAUCAGAAAGAUCCUGUUAAUGACUAUGAUCCGAAAGAGCGUGUAGAUCAGGAAGAUCCUGUUAAUGACUCUGAUCCGAAAGACCGUGUAGAUCAGGAAGAUCCUGUUAAUGACUCCGGUCCGAAAGACCGUGUAGAUCAGGAAGAUCCUGUUAAUGACUCCGGUCCGAAAGACCGUGUAGAUCAGGAAGAUCCUGUUAAUGACUCCAGUCCGAAAGACCGUGUAAAUCAGGAAGAUCCUGUUAAUGACUCCGGUCUGAAAGACCGUGUAGAUCAGGAAGAAAAUGCUCAUGAACCUGUUAACGAUGAGGUACCGCAAGUAGAAGGUGAUAACGAUGGUGAAAAAGGGAAUGACCAAUCUGGAGCCAACUGUCCUCAGAAGUGCUUAAAUCGCAGAGUGAUGGUGUGUGCGCGCUGUCCUCACGGCAUCUACCGCACGUUCAUGAGCAGUUGCUUCAUGAGGAUGUAUCAGUGCCAGCAUCCUAAUGAAAAGCUGGAACUGGUGUCACGGCGCGCUUGCACAGGCUCAGCACCAUAUAUGGGUGAGAUGCCGAAGCCCUCUGGGGAGAAAGCGGAGCCUUUUGAUGAUGAUCCCGUGCUUAACCAUAUUUACCACAGAUUGAGCGUACAAGAUUGAGUCUGCUUACAAUCUUACGAUAAUAAAUAUUUCGAUAUUGG